This is a messenger RNA of Leishmania major strain Friedlin, 1203 nucleotides long. RefSeq lists its product as hypothetical. Lineage: Eukaryota; Euglenozoa; Kinetoplastea; Trypanosomatida; Trypanosomatidae. The coding region runs from base 1 to 1203 and encodes 400 amino acids. The record is from RefSeq and is a predicted model, not a curated record. The transcript has a single exon.
AUGUACCUCCACGUGAUGAAGGUUGCCUGCACUCCCGACGAGCGACAUUGCGAGAAUAGCGUGAACCCGUCCUCCUCGAGCACCUUGCCGUCAGCGACGACCUCGUCGUCUUGCCCUGUCGAGCAUGGUGUGCCAGAUGAGGAAAGCCGCUUCACACGACUGUACGAGGCUGCUGUGGAGAACGAGUCUGCACUGCGAGUGGGGAACUACACACGGCGACUCCUUUUCGAUGAGUUCUGCGCCACCAGCGAUGCGACUCGACAGGCUUCGCAACCAACGUGUCGCAUGCUGCGACAGCGACACCCAGCUCUGCGUUCGUUGUCGCUAAGCGUCGAAGGCAUGCAUUCUGCCGGGGCCGAUCGUACUUCGGCCACUCAGCUCCCCGCAGACUCGACAAUGUCAGCGGCAGAGAGCCUACAGGCCUAUCUCAGCCCGGCGCUCUCCGCGUGGCGGUGUGCGUCACAGGAGCCGUUCGCCUCCAGCGCGCAGGUAGCAGCAGCGGCACCCCUGCCCACCAGCGCCGUGGCGAGCGACGUGAGACCACGAUCCCCGCUUCCCCUGCACAUAGAUGAGAGCGACGCACCAGUGGAUGAGGGUGCGCAUGGUGAAGGGCUGGAGGCUCUGUACAUGGACGUGUUCGACCAGGAAGGGCCAGCGAAUAAUCACGAGGUCGCUGUGAACGCCGCGUACACCAGAGAAAGGGAGGCUGCGGACAGGGCUGCACUUCUCAGUGCGCAGCAGGCCACCAUGGCAGGAUGCCCCUGCGGUUUCACAGCGCGUGGCAGUACUCCGUCGGCAGAUGUGUCACUGAGCAACGCGUCUUCGUUGCUGCCAGAGGAAGAUGACAUCAGUCUUGUGCUGCAGCCUGUCCUCGGCGGUGUUGCACAGAGGCGAGGUCGCGGCAUUCGGGUGCACCUGGAGUCGGAGCCGUCGGUGACAACGAGCUCCUCCAUGGUCGAUGCGUCAUUUCUGCAAGCUGGAAGGGAGACGACAACACUCACGUGUGCCGUGUGCGAGCUGAGCGGCGUCGUCGGGGACCCGCACCGCACGUGUAUUGACGCGGUGGAACUGCAGGAAGAAGACGAACUGCACCCCUGUGGCACAUGCGGCGCACUGGUGCACAGCUACUGCGCCUGCCCAGGUACCACUGCUGACACCCACUACUGCUGCAACCCCUGCUGCCCGGGCGGUGGCACGGUGUGA